GAAUACGUUAUCAAACUCAAUAGGUUUUGGAUAUAAAGCAGCAAUCAGGAAACCCAGUCAUACCCGAAACCAUGUUUAUAUAGACUAACAUUUUCUCAAAUUAAUAACAAGCCAAUGCAUACAUGCAAUAUCACCACCAAGUUUCAAGGACUGAAAGUUGUGAAUCCCAACAGGAUGUUAGAUAAAGGAGAAUAUUCUCCGUCGACAGUGGUGGCAGCAGAGCCUUUUGCCUGCAUCGACACGCUCACCUCUAUGACAAAGAAGAAGAAGAAGAAGAAGAAUGAAAGAAGGUUCAGCGAUGAACAAAUCAGAUCAUUGGAAACAAUGUUCGAGUCAGAGUCAAGGCUCGAGCCACAGAAGAAACUGCAGAUGGCAAAAGAGCUUGGGUUGCAGCCACGGCAGGUUGCAAUAUGGUUUCAGAAUAGGAGAGCUCGAUGGAAGUCAAAGCAGCUCGAACGGGACUACAGCACACUUCGAGCCAAUUACAACAGCCUGGCUGCCAAGUUUGAAGCUGCCAAGAAAGAAAAGCAUGCCUUGGUUGUACAGUUGCAGAAGCUGAAUGAUCUGCUGCAAAAGCCGCAGGAGGAAAGGUAUUGCAAGCCAGAUGUAGCUGCAAAAAGCACACAAAGUGAAUCGGGCAAUGGAGACAUGACCAAAUGUGAAUCGGGAACAAAGGCAACCUUGUUCACGGAUAAAUCAGAACAUGGACUAGGUGUCCUGUCAGAUGAGGAUACCAGCACAAGGGCAGGGUACUUUGGAAUGGAAGAUGAACCCAACCUUCUGAAUAUGCUGGAUGCCGAUAGUUCCUUGACAUCACCUGAAGAUUGGGUAAGUUUGAACUCUGAUGGUCUCUUCCACCAGUAUAAUAGUGAUUUUCAGUGGAGGGAUUUCUGGUCUUGAAUGAAGUAAAAUGCUCAACAAAGCAUGGAGGUUGCGUCUGCAAAAUAAUCUUCCUUCUGUUUCAAAGAUUCUAUCUGCUUCAUGAAGGGGAAGAUAUGCACUCUACAGAAAUGAUUUCAGAGGCAAUGAAUGUAGCUUUUUCGAACAGUAGAGAAACUCCAUCUAUCUGCUUCAUGUGAUUACAAAAGCUGCUAAUGUUGAUCCCAAUUUUAAUCAAAUGCGGUUCAAAGUUGAAGUCCCCUAUAGUUUGGGCCAUGAAGUAUAAUUUGGAUACUUGUAGUUAAGGAACUGAAGAAAUAAAAAGUGCCAUGGGGAGUAGGAAGUCUCCAAAGAGUUCAUAUGCAGACUAAAGGGCUCGGGAAAAAUAAAGAGAAAUCAUUCACAAGUGGUGGGCUCCAAAAUAGACAAAUGUACUAGUUCAAGUAGAAUUUUGAAGAGUUGGUAUCAUGGUAAAAAAAUAAACUAAACCCCCAGAUUUGGUCUUCAA
This is a messenger RNA of Alnus glutinosa, 1387 nucleotides long. RefSeq names its product homeobox-leucine zipper protein ATHB-12-like. The transcript has 2 exons. The record is from RefSeq and is a predicted model, not a curated record. NCBI's taxonomy places the organism in Eukaryota, Viridiplantae, Streptophyta, Magnoliopsida, Fagales, Betulaceae. Gene Ontology annotation, biological process: positive regulation of DNA-templated transcription. Gene Ontology annotation, cellular component: nucleus. The coding region runs from base 115 to 900 and encodes 261 amino acids. Gene Ontology annotation, molecular function: DNA-binding transcription factor activity, RNA polymerase II-specific; sequence-specific DNA binding.